Messenger RNA from Paramecium primaurelia, 3659 nucleotides. The record is from the annotation of a GenBank genome assembly. Lineage: Eukaryota; Ciliophora; Oligohymenophorea; Peniculida; Parameciidae.
AUGGUUUAAGUCAAGUUCAUAGUCUUGUUAGUCUGUGCAUUGACACUGACCUAAGGUACAUCUUCAAUAUAUAUUUCAAGCUUUCGAAGCUGAGGGCACACUCUUGUCGAUGUCAUUAAAUGAGAUCAACAACCUCAAUUUAGGGGAUGUUAAUUGUUAAAACACAUCUUAGCAAUAGUUUGUGUAAUUGGAAUAAAAUCUCGAGUCAUGGGCCGACAUCAUCGAUCACAAGGAUGACAUUUAAAAAGAUAUCAAUACUUUAAAACAAUUAGAAGUGAUCUUGCUUUAAGUUAAGAAAUAAACAUAAAAGAAGAGUAAAUUACUUUAUCAUAUUCCUAGAAAUUGCUCCCUAAUAAUUGAAAUAAAUAAAUUAGGUUGUUACAAAGAAAAUCAAGUCUUUAGUUCUUCCAUAAACAGCAAGCAAAAUUGGAUAAGCUCAUUGCGAUGAAAUUGAAAGACAAUUAGAGAGAUUAAGCAGUGAUAAUGAAUCAGAAAGAAGUGAAUGUUGCGAUGCUCUUCUCAAAUUAGCUACCUUCCUCAUUAGAUAAUUAUCUAGCAUUAAUUAAUAAUGCCAUUAAAAUCCAGUCACUGUCAUUAAAAUCAAAGGAUAAAUCAAAGAAUUACAUAUCAUCUAAGGAGGAUGUGGAGGAGGACAAACUAUUGAUAUCCCCAUGGGAGGAUCUGAUGAAAAAUGUGAUAAACCAGAAACACCAACUAAACCUACAGAUCCAACUACUCCAGAUACUCCAACAGACGACCCAGUACCAGAUCCUGAAAAAGAAGAAGAAACAACAGAUGAAGAAACCACAGAUGAAGAGACAACAACUGAAGAAGGAGAAACUACUCCCCCAGGACCAGAUGCUGAAGAAGAAGGUGAACCAACACCACCUGGACCAGAUGCUGAAGAAGAAGGUGAGACUACACCACCAGGACCUGAUGCAGAAGAAGAAGGAGAAACAACUCCACCAGGACCUGAUGCAGAAGAAGAAGGAGAAACAACUCCACCUGGACCUGAUGCUGAAGAAGAAGGAGAAACUACACCACCAGGACCUGAUGCAGAAGAAGAAGGAGAAACAACUCCACCAGGACCCGAUGCUGAAGAAGAAGGAGAGACUACACCACCAGGACCUGAUGCUGAAGAAGAAGGAGAAACUACUCCACCUGGACCUGAUGCAGAAGAAGAAGGAGAGACAACAACACCAUCAGCUGAAGAAGAACUUUAUGAACCAGCUGAAGAAGAAGAAGAAUCAUUUGAAGGGGGUGAAAAAAAUAAUACAAAAGGACCAGGAGAUAUUCCAGAUGAUGGAGAAGAAGAAGGAUUCUUACCAGAGGAAGAGUUUAGCCCUGAAGAUGGACCAUAAUCAGAGGAAGAAGGGGCUGCAACUGAAGAAGGCACCCCUGCAGGUGAAGAGGAAGGAACUCCAGCUGGAGAAGAAGCAAGUGAGGAAGAAUAAGAAUAAUUAGUUCCUGGAGAAGAAGGCUUACCUGAAGGAGAAGAAGAAGAAAGUGAAUUCCCAGGAGAUAUCCCAUCAAAUAAGAAUGGAACUUCUACACUUCCUGAUUUACCUGAGGGUGAGGAAGGUGCUGAAGAAUAAGGUGAGGAAGGAGGUGAAGAACCUGAAAAACCUAGAAGUCGCGCAUCUAGACCUGCAAGAAGAGAAGAAGGAGAAGAAGGAGAAGAAGGUACUCCAGAAGGAGAAGAAGGUACUCAAGAAGGAGAAGAAGGUACUCCAGAAGGUGAGGAUGGAGAAGAAGCUGGUGAAGAAGAAGAAGGAUGGGUACCCGGAGAUAUUCCAAAAGGUAAAAAUGGAACAUCUACACUACCUGAUUUACCAGAAGGUGAAGAAGGAGCAGAAGAAGGAAGUGAAGAGGUUGGAGAAGAAAGUGGAGNUAAUGCCAUUAAAAUCCAGUCACUGUCAUUAAAAUCAAAGGAUAAAUCAAAGAAUUACAUAUCAUCUAAGGAGGAUGUGGAGGAGGACAAACUAUUGAUAUCCCCAUGGGAGGAUCUGAUGAAAAAUGUGAUAAACCAGAAACACCAACUAAACCUACAGAUCCAACUACUCCAGAUACUCCAACAGACGACCCAGUACCAGAUCCUGAAAAAGAAGAAGAAACAACAGAUGAAGAAACCACAGAUGAAGAGACAACAACUGAAGAAGGAGAAACUACUCCCCCAGGACCAGAUGCUGAAGAAGAAGGUGAACCAACACCACCUGGACCAGAUGCUGAAGAAGAAGGUGAGACUACACCACCAGGACCUGAUGCAGAAGAAGAAGGAGAAACAACUCCACCAGGACCUGAUGCAGAAGAAGAAGGAGAAACAACUCCACCUGGACCUGAUGCUGAAGAAGAAGGAGAAACUACACCACCAGGACCUGAUGCAGAAGAAGAAGGAGAAACAACUCCACCAGGACCCGAUGCUGAAGAAGAAGGAGAGACUACACCACCAGGACCUGAUGCUGAAGAAGAAGGAGAAACUACUCCACCUGGACCUGAUGCAGAAGAAGAAGGAGAGACAACAACACCAUCAGCUGAAGAAGAACUUUAUGAACCAGCUGAAGAAGAAGAAGAAUCAUUUGAAGGGGGUGAAAAAAAUAAUACAAAAGGACCAGGAGAUAUUCCAGAUGAUGGAGAAGAAGAAGGAUUCUUACCAGAGGAAGAGUUUAGCCCUGAAGAUGGACCAUAAUCAGAGGAAGAAGGGGCUGCAACUGAAGAAGGCACCCCUGCAGGUGAAGAGGAAGGAACUCCAGCUGGAGAAGAAGCAAGUGAGGAAGAAUAAGAAUAAUUAGUUCCUGGAGAAGAAGGCUUACCUGAAGGAGAAGAAGAAGAAAGUGAAUUCCCAGGAGAUAUCCCAUCAAAUAAGAAUGGAACUUCUACACUUCCUGAUUUACCUGAGGGUGAGGAAGGUGCUGAAGAAUAAGGUGAGGAAGGAGGUGAAGAACCUGAAAAACCUAGAAGUCGCGCAUCUAGACCUGCAAGAAGAGAAGAAGGAGAAGAAGGAGAAGAAGGUACUCCAGAAGGAGAAGAAGGUACUCAAGAAGGAGAAGAAGGUACUCCAGAAGGUGAGGAUGGAGAAGAAGCUGGUGAAGAAGAAGAAGGAUGGGUACCCGGAGAUAUUCCAAAAGGUAAAAAUGGAACAUCUACACUACCUGAUUUACCAGAAGGUGAAGAAGGAGCAGAAGAAGGAAGUGAAGAGGUUGGAGAAGAAAGUGGAGAAGAAGGUGGAGAAGAAGGUGAUGAAAUCCCAGAAGAAGACACCGAAGAAACUGCAGAUUAACCAGAGGAAUAAGAAGAAAAGUAAUUUACAUUAGAUAUAUCAAUAGAUGUUAAGAAACUGUUGAAAUUACUGCAACGAAUGCUGCUGACAUUAUGUGUGCUUUAGGAUAAUAUUUGAGUCAAUUGGCUCAUGGAGGAUCACCUUCUGAUAGUCCUAACGCUAAGAAAGUUUGCUUCUGCUUGAAAUAUGAACCAGGUAAUUAUAAAUUUUAAUUUUAGAUAACGCUGAUCCUUCAUUGCUUCAAUUAACUUAAAAGGUGAGCAAAAAAUAAAGAAAAGAACAAGAUGGCAUUUUGAAAGCAUUAAUUCCAAAUAGGAGAAUCUGAAUAUGAACAAACUUUUUUUAUUUAUUGAUCUAAAUAAAAAAAGUAAACUUAUCGAUC